AUGCGGUCGGGGUACAACGGGCACGGCGAUCCUAACCCCGUCCCCUACGCGCUGAUUGGCGCGCCUGUCCCCGUCGACGCCUUCCAAAUCUCCGAUCGUAGCGUCUACGGAGUACCUGCCCGCGACCCGCUGCCCACCGUGCCGGAUUUGGCCGUGUUCCUGGGCGAGCUUGGACCCAUCCUGGCUGCUGUGCGCCCAGGUAUCCUCUACAACAGUACUUUGCCCGUCGCUCGUCACUUUCCCUCAAGCCCACCCCCCCAGAAAAUGACCAGUACCGUGUACAACCAGCCAGGCGCCAGAGGCCGAUUGGAGAAGGAACGACCGCUAGGCUCGUAA
Molecule: messenger RNA, 336 nt
Organism: Grosmannia clavigera kw1407
Lineage: Eukaryota; Fungi; Ascomycota; Sordariomycetes; Ophiostomatales; Ophiostomataceae
Exons: 2
Coding region: 1-336 (111 amino acids)
Source: RefSeq, a predicted model, not a curated record